GUCAGUCUCACAGUCAGUUUCUUAUCGUAGCUGCCCACCUCACGAUGUCUUCGUCCACCACCGCGACAAUUAAACUGCCGCAUAGCAAGCUCCAAGACUCGAGCUUCAAUGCGACCAUCACUCUGAAGCCCCGUCCACCUCUAGCCAGCUACACGUUCGGCGGACUGUCCGCGGUGGGCGCCGUGUUCUUCACACACCCGUUCGACUUGCUCAAAAUCCACCUUCAGACGUCCAAGAAGGAGAAUCUGGGGCUGGUGACCGCUGUCCGCCGCAUCCUCAAGCAGCAGGGACUACGUGGACUCUACCAGGGCAUCUCUGGAGGCGCCAUGAGGGAAGGAACGUACUCCACCAUGCGUUUUGCAGUCUACCACUACCUCAAGGACGAGGCGGUGCGCCGUAACGACGGCCAACCGAUCUCCACAGGCCACAAUGUGCUACUGGGUAUGACCGGAGGAAUCAUCGGAGGAGCCUUUGGCAACCCAGCAGAUAUUGUCAAUAUCCGUAUGCAAGCGGACAGUCGAUUGCCGCCCGAGAAGAGACGCAACUACAAACACGCAGUGGACGGACUCAUUCGAGUAGAGAAGGAGGAGGGACUCGCGGCGUUGAUGCGUGGAGUGAGGCCCAAUAUGAUUCGUGCCAUGCUCUUGACGACCGGACAGAUUGCAGCCUACGACUUGGCCAAGUCGACGAUUCUCGAGAACAAAGUGGUGCCGAUGCACGACAAUCUGCAGACUCACGUUCUGGCCAGUAUGGUGGCUGGUCUAGUGGCGACGACGGCCUGUGCACCGGCUGAUGUGGUCAAAACAAGGCUGAUGAACAUGCACCACAAUGAGUAUAAGAGCGCCACCGACUGCUUUGUCAAGGUGGUAAAGCACGAAGGACUGCGAGGACUGUACAAGGGAUGGCUGCCAGCGUAUAUGCGCCUGGGACCGCAGACGCUGCUGACGUUUGUGUUCCUCGAACAACUCCGCAAGCGCUUGCUAUAGAUUUCAAGAUUCUGUGAUUGCUAGCAGUCCGAGUUGACCUUGACGGCGGGAUUAAUCUGCUACCCUCUUCAUCUUUCACCAUUUCUGGACCUUGUUCGGACGCUUUGGUGCCUUUCAACUCGCACUUUAAGAUUAUGCAUGAGAAUUCUGUAGUAUCCAGCAGCUUCAGCCGUGCAUACAUGUACACAACAGGAGAUGUGUUGACGAAGGAUAAUCAUCGGAACAUAUAUUUUUUUUAAUUUCAGAGGUUGCGGCGUUUGCCUAUGACCUGUUGGCGCACAAC
Phytophthora nicotianae INRA-310 is the source of this 1269-nucleotide messenger RNA. RefSeq lists its product as hypothetical. Gene Ontology annotation, molecular function: thiosulfate transmembrane transporter activity; malate transmembrane transporter activity; oxaloacetate transmembrane transporter activity. The record is from RefSeq and is a predicted model, not a curated record. The transcript has a single exon. Bases 45 to 986 code for a protein of 313 amino acids. Gene Ontology annotation, biological process: succinate transmembrane transport; malate transmembrane transport; thiosulfate transport. Lineage: Eukaryota; Oomycota; Peronosporomycetes; Peronosporales; Peronosporaceae. Gene Ontology annotation, cellular component: mitochondrial membrane.